Messenger RNA from Stylonychia lemnae, 2289 nucleotides. Lineage: Eukaryota; Ciliophora; Spirotrichea; Sporadotrichida; Oxytrichidae. The record is from the annotation of a GenBank genome assembly.
AUGAACACAAGAGAAAGAAAAUAUAAUAAAUCUUCAUCUUGUAAGCAGGUGAUAAGGAAUAUUGAUAUUUAUGCAAAGCCUGUACAGUUAACAUACAAGGGAAGCGAGAAAUUUAAAAGUACAUUCGGUGGCCUCGUAUCACUUGGAGUGAUUUGCUUCUUUCUAUCAGUAUUUAUCUAUAAAAUGAACGAUAUGUUUUUGAAAACAUAGACAUAGAUUAAGAAAAACACAUUGGUAAGCAUUUCAAACUAAUACACACCGCCAGAAGUAAUAUCAGAUAAAAAUAUAACUUUUGCAUUCAUGCUUUCUGACUUUUAUGGCUCAGGUGCCUAUGACAAUCCUUAUUAUGGGGACUUAUUUUUGACAUAGAAUGUAAUAAAUAUAAAAAUCAACCAAAGCAAUGGUGAAUCUUAUAGAGAAUUCCUAGACUAUAGCAUCCCUUUCUCGAAAUGUUAAAUAGGGAAAAAUUUUUUUUACCCAGAUCCAAGUGAAAUAAAAAAUUACAAUAUAGAGAGUUUCUACUGUCCUGAUUGGCUUAAUUUGACCAUUUAAGGAAAUUGGUACUCCCCUGAGUACAAGGUAGUUACAUUAGGAUUUAGAAGAUGCUAGGGAAAGAACUGCUCUACUGAAGAUGAGUUUAGAUAAUGGAUAAAAAAGAUUACAAUGCAAGAAAUAAUUAUUUCAUCUUAUUUUGAUGUAUCAGACUAUGAGAAUCCAGUUCAUUACUUUUUAGACGAUCUCUAUUUGCCAUUCCAGUACAAUCGAAGCAUCGUCAGUAACAAUUAUAUUAGAAGAAACAAGCUUGAACUCCAUGAUGAUCUCUUCGGGAUAUUCAAUAACCAAAAAGAUAUAACAUUUUAUCAAAAGAGUGAACGACUAUACUUUACCUCUGAUGUUAACGAGGGACCUGGAGAAGGCAUAAUGUUUUUUUAAAGUUUUUAUUUGGACAAAAACUAUGAUAUAUACGAAAGAAGAGUUUACUCCUUUUCAGGUGUACUCCAAGACAUAGGAGGUAUAUAUAAUACUUUAUUUUUUGCUGGGUUGAUUAUUUAUGGUCGGUUUUAGGGAUCAAUUUACUUUUCUUCAAUAAUUAGUAAAUUAUACUAAGUUGAAGAGGUAAGAAAAAAGCCAAAGAAGAAGAAGAAUGAUAAAGAUGAAGAGAGUGGUGAAUUUAAUGACUAAAGCGGUGAAAUCGAGCCAGAAGAUAAUCUUAUGAAUAGAUUUGGAAAUGGGUUUAAAUCAGGAAUAUUUAGUAAAAGAGGUAGUUUUUUAAGUGGAUUUAGUAAACUUCAUGAAAUUUCUUUGGGAAUAAAAGAAUUGUUUUUAAAAGACAUUAGAGAAAAGAAUUUUUCUUCUAAAGCUUAUGAUUCUAUGAAAGAUUACAUGAAAAACAGAUGGAGAGUUAAAAUAAACUUCCGAGACAUUUUCGUGUUUUCUUUUUGGAAAAUUUUUGGAUUCUUAAGAUGUAAUCGUCGUAGAGAUUCAGAUACUAUCAAUGAAAGAAAAAUUCAUCUUUACAAAAAGGGUGAAGAAAAAAUAAAAAAAGAAUUGGACUGUGUCAACUUGAUGACUAAGCUCCGAUAGUUAGAUCUUUUAAUUUCCCUUGAGUUGAAUAAAUCUCAGAAAUUCUUGCUAAACCUCUAAAAACGGCAUCUUAUUCAAGAAGUAGAAACAUCAUCUGAUGAAGAUGGUAUGAAUUUAGUAGAAGUCAGCAAAUUUGAUAAAAAGAAUUAAAAUGACUAAACUCACAAAUAAUUCAUGAAUGUCUUGGCCCAUAACCUAGAUAAGAUACAGAGGAAAUCAAAGCUUACAGAAAUAGAUAAGAAGAUUUUGUUCGGUUUAAUUACUAAAAAUCCUCAUAAAUAUGUAGAAAAUCAUGGAUUUAGAUAGUCCAUUAAAAAAGUUGAGACUGCAAAAUAAUAGGUUAAAAUCAAGUUUGAGCCUUUAGAAACAGACAUCUAUUCUUAAAAGCCAAGAAUUAUUCCAGAUACCCCUAAAAUUUAAUCAUCUUCGAAAAGGCAUCUGCUCAAGAAUGAGGAUGAUUCUAAAUUUGUUGACUAGUUUGAGCAUUCGCAACAGUAACAAUUUGCAAUUAAUGGCUCUUAGGUUAGCCAACUUUAUGACGUACUGAAAAACAUCAAACUAAAUAGCAGCGUUGGAAAAGGAAGUCCCAAAACAGAUCUAAAAGUUAAAGAAAAGAAAAAGCCAAGAAAGCAACUUACUUCUAAAUCUUAAAGGGGCAAAAAUGAUGUGAUGGCUUUUGAUAAAUAAAGUAUAGUCAAAAUUUGA